Messenger RNA from Rotaria sordida, 3975 nucleotides. The record is from the annotation of a GenBank genome assembly. NCBI's taxonomy places the organism in Eukaryota, Metazoa, Rotifera, Eurotatoria, Philodinida, Philodinidae.
UGAUAAAGAGAAUUUAAUUUUAACAAUCUAUCAACAUGCAAAAAAAAACUGAAGUACGGAAAGUGAGCCAUAAACAUCGUAAUUAUACAAAAAUUUAAUUAAAUAUAUUAGACUGAUUUGUUUUUCGACUUUUACUUGAUAACUGAUAUAAUAUAACAUAAACAGAUUCAUUCAUACAUUCAUUCCUUUUCUGUCACAUAUAGACGUAGAUCUGGAUGUACAUGAAGAGAAAGUCCAUGUCAGCUACUCACAGCCAUACCUAUGAGAUCCAUACUCGCGAGCAAUCGUUCCACUGAUCAAGUGCCCUAAUUAGUACUUGUCCGACUUCGAUUUUAUGCUUUUGCAUUGACUUAUUCUUCCACUUUCGUUUGUAUGCAGCGGCGUAGUCAAGGAAGGGACAAAUGGGCAAUUGACCAUUUCAUUUCGAGAUUUGCCCAUUGAAAUUUUACUUUUUCAGAAUUGUCACUUGAUUUUUGAAUUAGAUAGUAACUCUUUUUUUUUCUUCCGUCUAAAUCACAUAUGCACUUUUUUGUGAAGAAUGAAGAAAAGAAUCCCUUCUGGUAUUUUUACCAGAAUUACCAGAUGGAAAACUUAAAAAUCAGAAUUUUUUUUCGAAAUCGAAAACUAAUCAGAAAGAGUAAAUUUUUCCAAACUAAGGACUAUCAUGGUGACAUACUUGUACAAAAGGCUUCACUUUUUGUUUGUUUAUCAACUCAUACUUUGUUUUCAAAAGUAUUUCAUAGUAAAGAAAAACAACACAACCAUUAUAUAGCUUAAAGUAAAAGAUCGUGUACACACACUGCAAGAUUUCAUCAAUGCUUUGUUUUCUUUUUUCAUCAUGUUUGAAUGAAGCAGAACUAUUUACAUAAGAAAAAAUAAUAUCACACAUAUUAAAAAGCAAAUUUUAUGAAGUCUAAGACAACAUGUUUUUAAUUAUGAGGGUAAUAAACAAAAAAUUUUAAUUGCUGUCAAAUUGCUUUUGAAUGUGUGUGUAUGAUAUUGCUUCUCCUUAUAUAAAUCAGUCGUGUUCCAUUCAAUCAUGACAAAAAAAGAAAACUAAAAAUUGAUAAAAUGUCGUAGUACGAGCACACGGCAAACUAUAAAUAUCUUAAAAUUUAAACAUCUCUAUCUGUGUAUACUAUUAGCAGCUCAUGUUUUAAACUAGUUGGUUUGUGAACAUGAGUAUUCAUUCAAUUCGACUAUGAGCAAUCUCCUUAAUUUACGGUUGCAUGACCUUCAACUGUUAGUUAAUACAAAAAAAACUAGCAAAAGACAUCUAGUGUCGAAUUCUUUUACGAAGCCAAAAACUCUGUUUACGAAAAGUAUCCUCAAACAAAUUAUAUAUAUAAACAAUGCAGAUGAAAUUUUUAAGUUUUCUUGUGUUCAAAAUUUCUUCAAUAAAUAUUUUUGAGUUAAAAUAUAUUUACAAAAUCCUUCAAGAAAAAAAUAAUUAGCAUUCAUUCUUAAGUUUAGCAAUGCAAAAAUUUACUGAUAUAUUAAAGCAUUCGUCAGUGUCUGCAAAACUCAGAAACUAGAAAAGAUUAAGAAAGGAAAGAAGGUAGCGGAAUACGAAUCUAUAACAUUAAUGAGUUAUACUCGUUAUUAAUUUCGCUAGUAAAGCCAUCAUCUAAAAAUGUUUGAAAUUCGGCAACAAAUUGGAAAAAUGUUCAAAUUUCAUAAAUUUCUCUGACUUUUCAGAAGAUCUGGCAAUUCUGAUUUUAACUGUAAGUUUGGAUGAACAUCAGUUCGGUUUUAUUGGGAAAAUACUAAUCAUGUAAAGAUAGAGAAGGAUAGAUCAAGAGAACACACAUGAACAUAUAUAUAUUUCUACAUAUAUAUACAUAUAGAGUGACACAAAAGAAAAAGGAAAAAACCAAGAUGUGAAAUGACAUAUUUCGUAUGGAAAAUUUCUAUGUGUGCUGCACAGUUAUAUAUGUUGCAGUUGAGUUUGGAAUCUAGUUGAGAUUGGAAUUACUUAGUUCACUUUGUUUGUUUAAAAAUUUUUCUAACACGUAUUCAAGAAAACUUGUUUGUUUCUUGUCAAAUUUAUAUUUACUAUUACUUCUCGGACAAUAAAAAGUAUCUUCGUACUGUUAUCUUGUUGAUGAAAAGUCAUUAGUCAUUCUAUUUAUUGUUUCCUUCUAAAAGUAAAUCUUACUCAUCAUUUUCCUUAUGUUGUAGUUUCUAUAUAGAUGCUCGGGACAUGGAGAUGUUGAACGAUUGGUUGAAGCAAAAUCGAGAGUACUUGAGCUAUUUCUUUCUAUAGAAUAAAUGUUUUUCGAGCUGCGGGACAUGAGGACAUUGAAUCAUUAGUUGAAACGAAAUCGAGAGUACUUGAGCUAUUUCUUUCUAUAGAAUAAAUGUUUUUCGAGCUGCGGGACAUGGAGACAUUGAAUUAUUGGUUGAAACGAAAUCGAGAGUACUUGGGCUAUUUCUUUCUAUAGAAUAGAUGUUUUUCGAGCUGCGGGACAUGGAGACAUUGAAUUAUUGGUUGAAAUGAAAUCGAGAGUAUUUGAGCUAUUCGUUUCUAUAGAAUAGACACUUUUUUCGAGCAGCGGGACAUGGAGACAUUGAAUUAUUGGUUGAAACGAAAUCGAGAGUAUUCGAGCUAUUUGUUUUUAUAGAAUAAUUUUUUUUUUGUAAGAGAUUCACAUGAAAAAACAAUUAAUGUAAUUAAAAACAAACAGAUAUAGAAUGUGUUUCUUGAUUGAAUAUUCCAUAGCAACGAACAUCAAUCGAUUAAUUAUAAGGAGAUGAAUAAAAUUCAUAAAAUUCUAAUAUUCACUAAAUAAGAAUGGUUAAAAAUGAAAACUUUCUAUAUGUAAAUAUUUUAAAAUAAUUCCAAAUAGAUCAUAGAAGUUCGACGAAUCAUUUAGAAUCGCUAAAAUUACAACAGUUGAAUACAAUAGUACACAAACAUUAAUUAUCGUGUGACUCAUACUAUUUACAUGCAUUCUAAACUCAACUGAAUUCCCAUGUCAACUGUGACAUAUAUUUGAGAAGUCCUCAGCUCAAUACCUUCGAGAAGAAUGAACAUAGUUAAAUGUUUUUAUCGUAAAUAUAUUUAUAGUCGACACUACACUUAUAUUUAGAAUUUUAAAAGAAAAACAAAUUGAAAGUUGGUAUGAUUUUCGAACAAGUAUCACAAAUUUGGAAAAAGAUAGUGAACAAAAAUAUGAAAAUAUUGAAGAAAGUCGAACAAAAAUUCUUGAUGAUUUUCGUCAAAUCAUUGAAGAUAUUGAUAAUGAAAUGGAUAAAUAUUUUUCAUCUGCAUGCCGACCAAAAGCAAAAUGUGUUGUUGAACGUAUACCUCAAUUUAAAGAAGCAACAGCAGUAGGUGCUUAUUAUUCUUCAGCAUCAUUUGAUGGUAAAACACCAGGAACAUUAUUUGUAAAUCUUCGUAAUAUUGACGAAAUAGUUAAAUUUAAAAUGUAUACAUUAGCUUAUCAUGAAGCUGUUCCAGGUCAUCAUUUUCAACGUAGUGUGGCUCAAUCACUUAAACAUUUACCAUUGUUUCGGCGUCUGAUGGGAUUUACUGCUUAUACUGAAGGAUGGGCAUUAUAUACAGAACAAUUAGCAGCAGAAGAAGGUUUUCAUAAAUCAUGGUAUAGUUAUCUUGGAUAUCUUGAUGCUCAACUUUUCCGUUCAUGCCGACUUGUUGUUGAUACUGGCAUUCAUUGGAAACGAUGGUCACGUGAACAAGCCAUUGAUUAUCUGGUCGAAAAUACGUGUCUGAAAAAGGGAAAAAUUAUUACAGAUGUCGAACGAUAUUUUGUAUAUCCUGGACAAGCAUGUUCUUAUAUGAUUGGUUGUCAAGUAAUUUUAUCAUUACGAGAAAAAGCACAAAAAGGACUCGGUGAUAAAUUUGAUUUGAAACAAUUUCAUGAUGCGGUUUUAUUGAAUGGAUCAUUGCCAUUGAAUAUGCUGGAGAAUAUAAUUGAUGAAUUUAUUAAAACAAAAACUGAAAAUAUGUGA